AUUGCGCGACAUCUAUAAUCAUUUUUGGUAGUAUAAAUCACUUGAUCUUGUGAAAUAAGGUGUAAAACUUUCGUUCAACAUUUGCGUUGUUACUGUAAAAGACAAAAAUGUCGGCACCUUAUCCAACUGAUGACCGCAAUCAAUAUCCAUCAGGAGCUCCUUAUGGAGCUCCGUACCCUCCUGCUGGAGCUCAAAUGCCUGGAUAUGGCGCUCCGGGUUACCAAGGAGGAUAUGCACCACCUCCAAGUGUAGGAUUUUCUAAUCCUGGAUAUCCACCACAAACAGGUUAUCCACAACAACCAGGAUAUCCACCACAAACAGGUUAUCCACAGCAACCAGGAUAUCCACCGCAAGCAGGUAAAUAA
Molecule: messenger RNA, 365 nt
Organism: Clunio marinus
Lineage: Eukaryota; Metazoa; Arthropoda; Insecta; Diptera; Chironomidae
Source: the annotation of a GenBank genome assembly